AUGGCUACCACAUCUGCCAGGUGGACCGAUGGUCUACGAUUCUCAUCACUGUUUUGGCCUCCCCCUCUAGACACGCAACAGCGUAAGGCACAAAUUACUGCAUAUGUUGACUACUUUGGUCAAUUUACAUCAGAGCAAUUUCCUGAAGAUAUAGCUGAGCUGGUUCGCCACCGCUACCCCUCACAGGAAAAACGCCUGUUUGAUGAUGUCUUAGCAACAUUUGUCCUUCAUCAUCCAGAACAUGGGCAUAAUGUCAUUCUUCCAAUAAUUUCAUGUAUCAUCGAUGGAACAAUGGAGUAUGAUAGAAACACUCCCCCAUUUGCUUCCUUCAUUUCACUAGUCUGCCCCACCAAUGAUAAUGAGUAUUCUGAACAAUGGGCUUUGGCAUGUGGGGAGAUAUUAAGAAUUUUAACGCAUUACAACAGACCGAUUUUUAAGGCUGAACAUCAGCAUAAUGUAACAGAUAGAAGCAGCAGUGGGAGUCAAGCUUCAACAAGUAAUUCUGUUAAUGGUGAAACUUCUUCAUCAUCUGCACAAAAUGAAGUGAAACCACUGAGGCCAUUAUCUCCAUGGAUUACUGAUAUCUUGCUUGCUGCUCCUUUAGGUAUCAGAAGUGACUACUUUCGCUGGUGUGGUGGUGUCAUGGGGAAAUAUGCAGGAGGGGAACUGAAACCACCUUCUGUGGUGAUGGCUUCUUCUAGGGGAUCUGGAAAGCAUCCACAGCUGAUUCCAUCAACACCAAGGUGGGCAGUUGCUAAUGGUGCUGGUGUGAUAUUGAGUGUUUGUGAUGAAGAAGUAGCUCGUUAUGAAACUGCUACUCUAACUGCAGCUGCUGUUCCUGCUCUUUUACUCCCACCUCCAACAACUUCCAUGGAUGAACAUCUUGUUGCAGGUCUUCCAGCUUUAGAACCAUAUGCAAGGUUGUUCCAUAGGUAUUAUGCAAUUGCUAGUCCAAGUGCUACCCAAAGGCUUCUUCUUGGACUUCUAGAAGCGCCUCCAUCAUGGGCUCCAGAUGCUCUUGAUGCUGCUGUUCAGCUUGUUGAGCUCCUUAGAGCUGCUGAAGAUUAUGCAUCUGGGAUGAGGCUUCCAAGAAACUGGAUGCAUUUGCAUUUCUUACGAGCAAUUGGAACUGCAAUGUCGAUGAGAGCUGGUAUUGCUGCAGAUGCUGCAGCUGCUUUACUUUUUCGGAUACUUUCUCAACCUGCUUUGCUUUUUCCUCCUCUUACACAAACUGAAGGAGUUGAACUUCAAGAUGAACAUCUCAAUGGCUACAAUUCAAACCCUAAAAAGCAGAGAGAAAUGCCAACAACUGAAGCAACAAUAGAAGCAACAGCGCAAGGGAUUGCUUCAAUGCUCUGUGCACAUGGACCAGAAGUGGAAUGGAGAAUCUGCACCAUUUGGGAAGCUGCAUACGGCUUAAUCCCAUUAAGUUCUUCCAUAAUCGACCUCCCUGAAAUCAUCGUCGCUGCACCUUUACAACCUCCGAUCCUUUCAUGGAACCUCUACAUCCCUCUUCUUAAAGUCCUGGAAUAUCUCCCUCGUGGAUCCCCAUCCGAAGCUUGUCUCAUGAAGAUCUUCGUCGCUACUGUUGAAACAAUCCUUCAACGAACAUUCCCAUUCGAACAAAUCAAAAAAUCAAAAAACGUUUUCGGAUCCGCGUCAAAUAACAUCGCGGUGGCGGAGCUUCGUACCAUGGUUCACUCUCUGUUUCUCGACUCCAUCGCCACCGUUGAACUCGCUUCUCGAUUGCUUUUUGUUGUGUUAACUGUUUGCGUCAGUCACGAAGCACGAAGAGGAAGAGAUGAAGAUAAAGAUAGUUCAGUGACUAGAAGCGAAAAAUUGAGAAACAAACAAGGAUCCGGAUCCGGACCCGGACCAGUAUCCGCUUUUGAUUCUUACGUUUUGGCAGCAGUUUGUGCGCUUGCGUGUGAGCUACAGAUAUUUCCAUUGAUUUCGAGAGUCGGAAAGCAUUCAAAGCAUAUUCCAAACACAAACACGAAAGCGAAGGACAUAGAAUCUUUCAAUGAGUUUCAAAGUAGCAUCAAAUCUGCAGUUUCUCAUACGCGUCGAUUACUAGCGAUUCUGGAAGCGCUAUUUUCGUUGAAACCUUCUUCCGUCGGGACUUCAUGGAGUUACAGUUCGAACGAAAUCGUCGCAGCUGCUAUGGUCGCUGCUCAUAUCUCUGAACUUUUCCGACAAUCGAAAGCGUGUAUGCGUGCUUUAUCAGUUCUGAUGCGAUGCAAAUGGGAUAAACCGAUUCACUCAACAGCAUCUUCCCUUUAUAACCUAAUCGAUGUUCAUAGUAAAGCUGUUGCAUCGAUUGUGAACAAAGCGGAACCACGGGAAGCUCAUUUGCUGAAGGAUGCUCUUGUGAACUUAAAUGGUAAAAGACAGAAUAAAGGAUCUGAAAAAGGGGAAUCAUGGAGAUCUGUAAGGGCAUGUGAGGAGGUUUCGAGUGAGGAUUCGGAGAAGGAGGAGAUAACGAGUUUUCCUUUCAAUGCUUCGGAGUUGGCUAAUUUUCUUACGAAGGAUAGGCAUAUUGGGUUUAAUUGUAGUGCGAGGAUACUUUUGACUUCGGUGUUGACUGAGAAACAGGAGCUCUGUUUCUCUGUUGUGUCGUUGCUUUGGCAGAAGCUGAUUGCUUCACCUGAAACGCAAGUUACUGCAGAAAGCACUUCUGCUCAACAAGGAUGGAGACAGGUGGUGGAUGCACUAUGCAAUGUGGUGUCAGCAUCACCAACAAAGGCUGCAACUGCGGUUGUCCUUCAGGCUGAGAGAGAAUUGCAGCCAUGGAUUGCUAAAGAUGAUGAUGUUGGUGAAGAAAUGUGGAGAGUGAACCAGAGGAUUGUUAAGCUAAUUGUGGAGCUAAUGAGAAAUCACAAUACCCCUGAGUCAUUGGUAAUUAUGGCAAGUGCUUUAGAUCUCCUCCUUCGUGCUACAGAUGGCAUGCUUGUUGAUGGAGAAGCAUGUACUCUACCACAACUCGAGCUUUUGGAAGCAACUGCUAGAGCAGUUCAACCAGUGCUGGAAUGGGGAGAAUCUGGAAUGGCAGUUGCAGAUGGACUCUCGAAUCUUCUCAAGUGUCGGUUGCCGGCUACCGUUCGGUGCCUUUCUCACCCGAGUGCUCAUGUGCGUGCCCUUAGCACCUCAGUUCUUAGAGCCAUUUUGCAUGCCGGCUUCAUCAACCCAAGCGGCGGCGGUGGUGGUGGUGGAGGUGGUCCUGCGUACAAGUAUGUGAGGGUGGAUGUGGUUGACUGGGAGGCGGAUGUUGGAAAGUGUUUAACAUGGGAAGCUCACAGUCGAAUUGCGACUGGAAUGCCGAUUCAGUAUCUGAAUACGGCGGCUAAGGAAUUGGGAUUGGGGUGUCCAAUUCCGAUUCCCAUAUCUAUCUAAUCAAACAAUCAAUCAAUCAAUCGCUAAUGCAAUUAACAUAUGCGGAUUCCAUUCCGCUUGUUGUAAUCUUCUAUGUUGUGUAUACACUGUGGAUAAUAUUUAGGGUUUUGUUGUGAAAUUCAAACCAUGGAUUUUGAAAGCGGGUUAGUUCUUUAUGUUUAUGUAUAUGACUUGAUGAGUAC
Messenger RNA from Lactuca virosa, 3575 nucleotides. Lineage: Eukaryota; Viridiplantae; Streptophyta; Magnoliopsida; Asterales; Asteraceae. The record is from the annotation of a GenBank genome assembly.